AUGGACACCAAGCUUCUAACAAUCCGCACCCUCGUCUCAUCCCUCAGUUCCUCCUCCGACCAAACCCGCCUGGCCGCCCUCCGCCACCUACGCCGCACCUCCGCCGAAGACCCCGCCGCUCGCCCCCUCAUUUCCGCCGCAGGCGCCGUCCCUCUCCUCGCCUCCGCCCUCUACUCCCCCUCCCACCCCAUCCAGGACCACGCCGCCGCCACCCUCCUCAACCUCUCCAUCUCCGACCGUCGCCCCCUCGCCGCCUCCCCCGCCCUCCCGGACGCCCUCGCCCACCUCCUCUCCCGCCACGCCACCUCCUCCGCUGCCUCCGCCGUCCAGUCCGCCGCCGCCACCCUCCACAGCCUCCUCGCCGUCGUCUCCGAGUUCCGCCCCAUAAUCACCUCUAAACCCGACAUCAUCCGGGCCCUCGUCGGUAUAAUCAGUCACUCUGAUUCCCCGACGAGGUCCAUAAAGGAUGCCCUCAAGGCAUGCUUUGGAGUAGCCCUCCACCCGCCGAGCCGGAUUGUACUAAUCCGGCUCGGCGCGGUUCCUGCGCUCUUCGCUCUCGUAGCCAAGGGCAAGGACGGAAAUAGGAGGGCUGGCAUAAUCGAGGACGCCACUGCUGUGAUCGCGCAGGUGGCGGCCUGUGAGGAGAGCGAGGAGGCGUUUCGGAAGGUGUCGGGGGUUUCGGUGUUAACGAUGAUGUUGAGUUCGGAGAGUGGGAGCUGCAGUUUGAGGACGAAGGAGAAUGCUGUUGCGGCGUUGUUGAAUUUGGUGAGGUGUGGGAGUGAGAGGGUUUUUCGGGAGGUUAGAGACAAAGUUGGGGGCUUGGAUGGGAUCGCGUACGUGCAGGAACACGGUAGCCCCAAAGGGAAGAGCAAAGCCGUGGCGUUUUUUAAGCUUUUGCUUGAUGGUGGAAGCAGUGGUGAAGUUGUUCAAGAUUUGUAUCCCGUUGAUCCAGAAUCGGGUUCAAGCUGUAGUGGGUAA
Messenger RNA from Glycine soja, 978 nucleotides. RefSeq names its product protein spotted leaf 11-like. Gene Ontology annotation, molecular function: protein binding. Lineage: Eukaryota; Viridiplantae; Streptophyta; Magnoliopsida; Fabales; Fabaceae. Gene Ontology annotation, cellular component: nucleus; cytoplasm. The record is from RefSeq and is a predicted model, not a curated record. The coding region runs from base 1 to 978 and encodes 325 amino acids. The transcript has a single exon.